Camarhynchus parvulus is the source of this 330-nucleotide messenger RNA. Its product is annotated as feather beta keratin-like. Gene Ontology annotation, molecular function: structural constituent of cytoskeleton. Gene Ontology annotation, cellular component: intermediate filament. The coding region runs from base 1 to 330 and encodes 109 amino acids. The transcript has a single exon. The record is from RefSeq and is a predicted model, not a curated record. NCBI's taxonomy places the organism in Eukaryota, Metazoa, Chordata, Aves, Passeriformes, Thraupidae.
AUGGCCUGCUACGACCGCUGCAGUCCCUGUGGACCCACCCCCCUGGCCAACAGCUGCAACGAGCCCUGUGCCCUGCAAUGCCAGGAUUCCCGCGUCAUCAUCAACCCUUCUCCUGUGCUGGUCACCCUGCCAGGACCCAUCAUGACCUCCUUCCCCCAGAACACCGCCGUCGGAUCCACCUCCUCGGCUGCUGUGGGCACUGAGCUCAGUGUGCAGGGACAGCCCAUUUCUGGGGGAUUUGGCUAUGGCCUUGGCUAUGGCAGCGGAUUUGGCUGUGGGCUGGGAGGCCUGGGCUACUAUGGCAGAAGGGGCUAUGGCUCCAUCUGCUAA